Messenger RNA from Phodopus roborovskii (desert hamster), 1557 nucleotides. RefSeq names its product hydroxymethylbilane synthase (gene Hmbs). Bases 155 to 1240 code for a protein of 361 amino acids. Gene Ontology annotation, biological process: heme biosynthetic process. NCBI's taxonomy places the organism in Eukaryota, Metazoa, Chordata, Mammalia, Rodentia, Cricetidae. Gene Ontology annotation, molecular function: hydroxymethylbilane synthase activity. The record is from RefSeq and is a predicted model, not a curated record. The transcript is spliced from 14 exons. Gene Ontology annotation, cellular component: cytoplasm.
CGGACGUGACGCAGAGCUCAGCAGGUCCUGCCGCCCGGCUGAAGUGCGGGCUCGGGCCCCAUGUGCCUUCAGUCCCCGCCGGCCCAGGUCGCCGGCUUCUGCAGACCUCAGGGGACCGCAGCGGCAGCGCCGCGCCUGCGCCCUGAGCGGAGUCAUGUCCGGUAACGGCAGCGCGGCUGCAACCGCGGAAGAAAACGGCUCAAAGAUGAGGGUGAUUCGUGUGGGGACCCGUAAGAGCCAGCUGGCUCGAAUACAGACCGACACUGUGGUGGCGAUGCUGAAAACUUUGCACCCUGGCAUGCAGUUUGAAAUCAUUGCUAUGUCUACCACAGGGGACAAGAUUCUUGAUACUGCACUCUCUAAGAUUGGAGAGAAAAGUCUGUUUACCAAGGAGCUAGAAUACGCCCUGGAGAAAAAUGAAGUGGACCUGGUUGUUCACUCGCUGAAGGAUGUGCCUACUAUACUACCUCCUGGCUUCACCAUUGGAGCCAUCUGCAAACGGGAAAAUCCUUGUGAUGCUGUUGUCUUUCACCCAAAAUUUAUUGGAAAAACCCUAGAAACCUUGCCAGAGAAAAGUGCAGUGGGAACCAGCUCCCUGAGGAGAGUGGCCCAGCUGCAGAGAAAAUUUCCACAUCUGGAAUUCAAGAGUAUCCGGGGAAACCUCAACACCCGGCUAAGGAAGCUAGAUGAGCAGCAGGACUUCAGUGCGAUUAUCCUGGCUGUGGCUGGCCUACAGCGCAUGGGCUGGCAGAACCGGGUGGGGCAGAUCUUGCAUCCAGAGGAAUGUAUGUAUGCUGUGGGUCAGGGAGCCCUAGCGGUGGAAGUCCGAGCCAAGGACCAGGAUAUCUUGGAACUAGUGAGUGUGUUGCAUGAUCCUGAGACUGUGCUUCGCUGCAUUGCUGAACGGGCAUUUCUGAGGCAUCUGGAAGGAGGCUGCAGCGUGCCAGUAGCAGUACAUACAAUAAUGAGUGAUGGGCAGCUGUACCUAACUGGAGGAGUGUGGAGUCUAGAUGGCUCAGACAGCAUGCAAGAGACCAUGCAGGCUACCAUCCAGGUCCCUGUUCAGCAUGAAGAUGGUCCAGAGGAUGACCCCCAGCUUGUUGGAAUCACUGCCCGAAACAUUCCAAGAGGGGCCCAGCUGGCUGCUGAGAACCUGGGCAUCAGCCUGGCCAGCUUGCUGCUUAACAAAGGAGCCAAGAAUAUCCUGGAUGUUGCACGGCAGCUUAAUGAUGUGCACUAACUGGUCUGUAGGAUACAGGAAACCUGCUGCCACUUUCUAGUGCCUACAUCUGGCUUUCAAGUGCCCUGUGCUCCCUAACUUGGAAAGGAGUGACUAGCCCAGGAGAUUGAACCACAGGGUGUUGACACUUCCAGAGACAUGCCUCACCUUGGGGCCUUGAUGACUGCCUUUUCUCCUCAGUGGUUGGGGCUUCAUCUCUUUAGAAAAAGUCCACACCAAUAUCGAAUGUAACCAAUGCCACUAAUAAUUAAACCAGUUCUGAAUGUGGUUGUUUUGGUGGAGUUGGGGAAUAAACACAAAGCCCAUUUAAACCCGAA